Molecule: messenger RNA, 1587 nt
Organism: Brachypodium distachyon (stiff brome)
Lineage: Eukaryota; Viridiplantae; Streptophyta; Magnoliopsida; Poales; Poaceae
Product: F-box protein At5g07610
Exons: 2
Coding region: 170-1321 (383 amino acids)
Molecular function (GO): protein binding
Source: RefSeq, a predicted model, not a curated record
GUAGUUUUUUUUUAGAACGUAUACUAUACUGUAGUAGACCGGUUGUUUUCUUGUGAACCCACGGUCCGCCGGUUUCCGUCCCCUAUUCUCUGCUACACGCCGCACUUCCGGCGCCGGCGAUUGCAGCCGCCGCACCGGGAGCCCGUAAGUGAUUACUCUGCCUCGACGGAUGGAUCGCAUCAAGAAGACGAGCAGCCCGGCCGCGGACCUCACCGACGACCUCAUCGUGGAGAUCCUCUCGCGUCUGCCGGCCAAAUCGAUCUGCCGUUUCAAGUGCGUCUCCCCGCACUGGCGCCGCCUCAUCACCGACCGCGCAAACCGCAGGAAGCUCCCCCAAACCCUAUCGGGCUUCUUCCGCUACGCCGUCGGGCCCGACGGCGACGGCAAAGCUAUAUCAGCUCCUUAUUUCAACAGUAUAAUCUCUGGGUUGGGGGAGGAAGAGAGACAUGUUCAUGACCCCUCAUUGUCCUUCUUGCCCGGCUACUAUAGGAGCAUUAUUCCGAAAGACUGCUGCAAUGGCCUCCUCCUGUGCAUCUGUUGGAAGGAUUCUCCCUCGAAUGAGUUCCACUAUGUGGUGUGCAAUCCUGCUACCGAGAAAUGGCUGAUCUUGCCACAGUCUGACCAGGACAGCCAAAUGUUCGUCAUUCGUGUGGGUUUUGAUCCCGCCGUCUCCCCUCAUUUCCACGUGUUUUCCGUUCUCCGAGAUCAGAACAGGUUUAUCACUGGAGUAGAUGUGUACUCGUCCGAAGCACAAGCUUGGAGUUACAAGGAAAGUGGCUGGGCCUAUGGUAUUAUGGUGUAUGAACCAAGUGUCUUUCUCAAUGGCAUGAUGCAUUUCAUCUCCUGUGCAUCGACGAUAGUUGCAUUGGACACAGAGGGCAAGUCAUGGAAGACUAUUCCCCUGUUGGAAACCAUGGGUUACAAAUGCUCUUUUGCCAGGAGUUGUGCUUUUAUUGGCAAGUCUCAGGGUCACUUGCAUUAUCUAAAUGUUAAGGGAACAGAUGCGUCACUAUCAGUCUGGAUUCUUAAUAACUCUUGCGGUGAUGAAUGGCUCUUCAAGUACAACAUUAGCAGUUCCCAGCUUUCUGGAUCAAAGGAUGUUAUGAAUACAUGGGACUAUACUGUGGUUGCAAUCCAUCCAGAAUGCAGCUUGAUUUUCUAUGUUUUGAAUGGUGAGAUUAUGCUAGUGUCAUAUGACAUAGAUCAUGGGGAAGUUCACAUUAUCCACAAACUCAAAGAACCUUUCUACGGGUCACGUAAUCCAUACAUUCCAUAUAUCCCCUUGUUCAGAGAGUCAGAGUCAUUGUCUGAUCAUGAGUAGAUAUGCUUCUCCCAGGGUAAAUGCCAAUAUCUGUUUCUUGAGGUGACACUGAUGCCUUUCCAAUUCUUGGAUCUUGAGCUGUGACAAAAUUAAACCAUGGAGCAGCAACUUAGGUAUUUCAUUUCGUGAUACUUUUGUUUGUGCCUUUGAUGCAUGCCUACUUUUAUUUUGUCAGUAACUUUAAUUAUACCACGGAGAUCCUGUAACUUGACAUUACGUCAUCAAUGACAGUGAUUCAGUUAAUUCAACCUUUUGUGACUAAGUUA